UUGACAUUUCCCGAAAGCAAAAAUUCUCAAUUCCUGCCCAUUUCUUUGCGUGAAGGAAAAAUGGAUAUAAAACCCAAAGUUGAGGAGAUUUUUAUUGAUUGUGGUCCAGCGGAUAUUGAUUGUAUUCUCACGGAGAAUUCAGAUAAUGAAGAUGACUCCAUUCAUUCCACAACUGCUGAUAAUGAUGAUGUGGUGGUGGAAGAGAAAAAGUUCAAAGUGAGGAACAACUCUGAAGAGGAAGAAGAUGAUGAGGUUUGUUCAGUUCCUUCCCAAGAAAAUAUUGAAGAAGUUAUCAAGGAUGUUAAAGUUAAAGUUGAGGAGCCUGUUGUGGAACAACCAACAAAGCUCCGGAAGUCCAAGAGGAACCUUAAGAGGAAGAUACCAGAGAGUAGUAAAGUAAGUAAACCCCGAAGACGUCCAACGGUGAAGAAAGAAUCCUCAGAAGAGGAGCAUCAACCACCACUGAAGAAGACCAUAAAGACUGAUGAGCAACAGCCCAAAGAACGUCGUGGACGAAGGAGUAUUGUUCCAGCUGAUGAAGAUCCCGAACUAAAGCCACAUUCCUGCCAAGUUUGCGGGAAGAGAUUCAAGAAGAAGUUCGAAGUUACCCUUCACAUGGCCACGCACAUAACGGAGAAGAAGUGGAAGUGUGAGCACUGCUCAAAGGCCUAUCCCACGAAGCACCGGCUAAGUGGGCAUAUGGCUGUUCACAGAAGUGGUGGCUUUCACUGCAACAUCUGCACGAAGAGCUUCACAACGGCUCAGAGUCUAAAGAAGCACAUCGAGAGGCAUUCCUCCAACAAUCCCCGAAAGAUCGUUAAAACUGCUGAGGAGUUGGAGACCAUCAAGGCAGGUGGGAAGAUCUACAAAUGCCCAAUCUGUGGGAAGGGCAUUAAGAGUCGCUAUCGCAUCAAGGAGCACAUGGUGGUGCACUCAACGCAGAAGAACUUCCACUGCCCCGAAUGCAAUAUGUCCUUUGCAGACAAGAGGCGCCUGAAGAAUCACUCAUUUGUCCACAAUUCCACCUACAAGUGUCAAAAAUGUGGGAAAAACUACUCAUCAAUGGAAAAUCUGCAGAAGCAUCAAGAGGAGAAGCACGAGGGAGAAGCUGAAGCGCAAGUGAAAGAAGAAGUAGAAAAACCAUCAACAGCCAACCAGAAAAAAUGCAAAAAGUGUGGAAAGGCCUUCAGGAAGCAGUGGAAGCUCAACUAUCAUAUGCUAGGAGUCCAUGGGAUUGCUUUUAGUAAUAAAAUUAUGGAAAUCAAGCAGGAGAAGGAGGAUAAUUACCCUUCUUAUUCGGAUGUUAAAAAGGAAUUCCCAGAUGAGGAAGUUCUGGAGUCAAUUGUCAAGGAAGAGCCAACAACUGUGGAAUUUGUGAUAACAGAAGUGAAGGAUUUGCGCUCAAAUAGAUGCCCUGAUUGCGGGAAAGGAUUCAGCCGGUCAAACUACCUGCGCAGCCACAUGGCCAUCCAUACCAAUGAGUACGACGUGCAGUGCCCAAAAUGCCCCAAAAUCCUCAAAGGAAAGGACAAGCUGAGGCUGCAUUUGAAUUGGCACAACGUGGAGAGGAAGCCCCACGUGUGUCCUCAAUGUGCAAAGAUAUUUCCCCACCGGAAGUCAUUGAUGAAGCAUCUCCGGAGGCAUGAGAAUCAGCAGAGGUAUGAAUGUGAUCAAUGUGGGGCUGUGUUCAAGGAUAAAUCAACACAGGUACGUCAUGUCCGGGAGAACAGAUGCAAAGGAGUGCUGCCGGAUGGGGUUGGAGCUGUUGCAGAGCUUCCUGGUCAGCAGAAGGAAGCUCUCAUGAGAUUUGAGUGCAGCUACUGCGGAAUGAUCUUCUGGCGCAAAGAGGAUCUGUGUCAGCACAUUUCGAGGCAUGUGACAAAGUCAAAAGUCUGCCAGUACUGCCCCAAGAGCUUCCCCAACAAGGAAGCCCUGAAGCAGCACAAUGAUAGAGCCCACAGGGGACUUCCUGUUGAUCCUACUGUUGAUGAUCUUUUCUCAUGCACUGUGUGCAGCUUGACAUUUGAGUUUCUGGACAAUCUCAAGGAACACGUGAAGGAGCACAGAAAAGACAAAGAAUUCACCUGCAAAUCCUGCAACAAAUCCUACUGCCUCACAUCUCAACUAAUGCAACACAUCCGGAUUAGACACAAACGAUCAAUCUUGAAGGAACCUUGCAAAGUCUGCGGGAAGAUCCUUAAAUUGACCAGCAUGCGUGAUCACAUGGCCCUCCACAGCAACAAGGAGACAUUCAUUUGCCCCAUUUGUGCGAAGAAAUUCAAUGCAAAGAGAAAUCUCGAUGCUCACAUGCAAGUUCAUGAUCCCAACCGGAAGUCCUACACAUGUCGCUUCUGUGGCCUCCAAAUAAAGCGGAAAGAGCAUCUGAUUAAGCACGAGAAGGCGCAUCAGACAAAAGUUAUCUGCAGGCAGUGCUUUAGGCGCUUCAAGAAGCCAGAACUUCUGCAGGAGCAUCUGAAAGAGUGCCAAAGAUCACCUGAUGAGGGAUCUUCUUCUGCACUUCCUGCUUCAGCACCUCCGGAAAAUGUUGCGGAGGAUCAAAAUAAAACUGCUCAUUUGUGCAGUCUGUCCAGAAGGAUGGACGUGAAACAGGAAAAAGAUGAUCCGGAUGAUAAUUUACUGGAUUGUUCAAUUGUCAAGGAAGAGCCCGCAAUCCAGCAGGAAGCAUCUGCAGCUGCUACGUUGAAUGAUGAACCACCUCCACAUCAAGUCCAAAAAGUCCAUGAAUCCCAGAAAUUCCCUGAAUUCGUUCAAUUUGUAAUUCAGGAACUCACUGAAUCCCCAAACAAAUGUCCUGAAUGUGGCAAAGGCUUCGCCACGGUCAAAAACCUCCGGGGGCACAUGAUUAUCCACACAGAGCGGGAGAGGAAGCACAAAUGCCACGUCUGCGCCAAAGGAUUCUACUCCAAAUGCUCCCUAGUCCAUCACAUGGAUAGUCAUGCAACAGAGCGGAACUUUUACUGCUCCCAGUGCCCAUUGAGCUUCCCAAGUGACUUCCGGCUAAAGCGUCACAUGAGAUGCCACGCGGAGAGUCAGAAGCUGGCCUGUGAUCGUUGCGGAGUAAUUUGCAGGGACACCAUUAAUCUGCAGAAGCACCGGAAACGGCAUGAUGAGAAGAAGUUCGAAUGCGCGGAAUGUGGGAGGAAGUCCCAGACAAAGUUUGAACUGAAGCUCCACAUUGAGAUUGUUCACUGCGGCAUAAAGAGACCUAAACCACCCCCGCAUUUGUCAGCUGUGGAAAAAAUCUUUCCCUGUGAUCGCUGUGAGAAGAUCUUCACGCGCAAGGAUAGCUACGUGAAGCACUUUACGCGAAUUCACACCGGAAAUCAGAAUAUUCCCUGCCCAUAUUGCCCUAGACUGGCAACAAAUCAAUUCUCUCUCAUGAAUCACAUAAGUUACCAUCACCGUAGGAACGCCAAAACUGCCCCAGGAAGCAAUCCAAAGCGUCCGUACAGGAGAAAAGGUGAGAAGAAGGAAUCUACUACUGUUAAAUCUGAAGGAAUUUUGAGUUAAAAGAAAGAUGAAAGCCUUGAUUGAAGUAUGAAUGAAUAAGAAGAAGAAUAUGUUGGAAAGAAGCUCUGAUUGGCUGGGAAGAAUCAGUGAGAGCAACCUGAUUGGCUACCAUUUAAUCUACGUCACAAUCAGGGGGAACCUUAGUGCAAUAUUAAUUUAAACAGAGUAUCUAGCGACGUUUUACAGCCCCAGAAGACUCCCAAAGACAAACCCGAUUAAAUAUAAAUUUCCGGAAAGAUUUAUUCAAAAAAAUCUUUUAUCCGGAAAUGAAAAAAAGCUUCCGGAGAUAGAAAAUUAUUUUCUUUGUUUAUUUUUUAAUAAAUAAUUUUUAAAGUUA
This is a messenger RNA of Lutzomyia longipalpis, 3868 nucleotides long. Its product is annotated as zinc finger protein 11-like. The transcript has 9 exons. Gene Ontology annotation, cellular component: nucleus. The record is from RefSeq and is a predicted model, not a curated record. Lineage: Eukaryota; Metazoa; Arthropoda; Insecta; Diptera; Psychodidae. The coding region runs from base 61 to 3531 and encodes 1156 amino acids. Gene Ontology annotation, biological process: regulation of transcription by RNA polymerase II. Gene Ontology annotation, molecular function: RNA polymerase II transcription regulatory region sequence-specific DNA binding; DNA-binding transcription factor activity, RNA polymerase II-specific.